This is a messenger RNA of Macrosteles quadrilineatus (aster leafhopper), 12187 nucleotides long. It is a transcript of the gene bchs, whose product is annotated as WD repeat and FYVE domain-containing protein 3. The transcript has 60 exons. Lineage: Eukaryota; Metazoa; Arthropoda; Insecta; Hemiptera; Cicadellidae. The coding region runs from base 97 to 10473 and encodes 3458 amino acids. The record is from RefSeq and is a predicted model, not a curated record. Gene Ontology annotation, molecular function: metal ion binding; protein binding.
CAAGAGCAGACGUCUGUCAGCUGUUACAUUUGACAAGUGGGCGUGUGUAGUGAAAAAUGUAAUUUCUGUGAAAUUUAUACCUUUAAAUAGGACAAGAUGAAUAUAAUGCGCAAGUUGCGAGGUGGCGGCAAUACUGCCUCGGCCCAGGAUGAGGCCAACUCUAAUCCCCAACACACUGCUCUCGGACUUAUGCAUCUCAAGAAACUGUUUUCCGAGUACACUCAUCCAUCUCAUCCCCUUACUGAAAAAGAGAAAGAUGACAAGCUGUACAACAUGCUGCCGCUCUUCUGCAAGGUGUUUGGCAACAGUCCGUGUACAGACAUGGCAGACAAGUUCAGAGACAUGUCAGCAUUCUGUCACCAAGUGUCCAAGCUGAUGGUGAGUGAGAUACGCAGGCGAGCCUCCAACCAAUCCACAGAAGCGGCUAGUUGUGCCAUCGCUCACUUCCUCGAGAUAGAAGGCAGUGAGGAGGUCAGCAAUGGCUGGAUGUUAUUGUCAACUCUCAACUUGCUAGCUGCAGCUGGAGACCCGGCCCUCAUCCAGGUCAUGACUUCGGUCUCUUUACCUUCAACACUAGUCAAAUGUCUCUACCUGUUCUUUGACUUGCCUGAGAUGACAGACCCUGAUAACUCCCAAACUGAUAGUGAAUUCACUCCAAGAGAGCGAAGAAUACUUCUACAAAAAAUAUUUGUUCAGGUGUUGGUGCGACUCUGUAGUCAUGCCUCCCCUGCUGAAGAAUUGUCUCGCAAGGAUGAUCUGACCCUUCUCUUCUCAGCCAUCACUAGUGGAUGUCCUCAGUAUAAUGUUCUGUGGCGCAAGUCUGCUGCUGAAGUGCUCAUGACUAUAUCUCGUCACGGUCUUUCAAAGCCUGUCGUUAGUUACAUACACACCAAGGGAUGUGUGGCACUUUGCAUUGACAACAUGCAGAGAGGCCAAGAACUGUCUCCCCUGGAGAUUGUGGAAAUGUUUGUUGCCGUCUUCUGUUUUCUGAAGGACUCGAGUGAGGUCGCACAGACUUUGUUGGAUGACUUUCGCACUUGCCAGGGAUAUGUAUUCCUCUCAGACUUUUUACUCAAGUUGGAGCAGGACAAGUCGUCGGAGGCAGGGGAGGCUAUUCGCAACCUUGUCUUGAUGGUGGCUAGCCUGUGUAUGUGUGGUUACACAGAACUGAGGCCCAGCCCUGCCAGCAACGGCUCUCUAUUCAAGAUGAUGGGAUUCACUCUGCCCCAACCGCAGGGAAGAGGGGCAAGUGUGCGCAAUAUUCAAGCAUUCCAAGUACUGCAGACCGUGUUUAUCAAGUCCAACUGUCCCGUUCUGUGUUGUACAAUUCUGGACGCCAUCUCUAGUGUGUACCAUUCGGACAACGCCAACUACUUCAUACUGGAGAGUCAACACACACUGCCGCAGUUCGCUGAGAAGAUACACCACAAGACACAAGAAAUACAGGAAAAGUUUUUUCAGUUGUUAGAGUUCAUAGUAUUUCACCUCAACUUUGUCCCCUGCAAAGAACUUAUAUCAUUGUCUAUCUUGCUGAAAAGUCAACACUCCAUCAGCUGCAGCAUCGUCUGUAUGCAAACAUUGCUCAACAUAGUCAAGCACAAUUCAAUAUUCAAGGAUGUUUACCGAGAAGUAGGCAUUUUAGAGGUGUUUGUGACAUGUCUACAACGCUACGCCAAUAUUUUGAAACUUAAACAACAAGCUGCUGAAAAUGGAAAUGAGUACAUAAUUAGAACAGAUGACGAGCAUUUGGCCACUCUGGUGAUGAACUGUCUGUCUGUGCUACUCAGUGGCAACCCUGCCAAUGCUACAGUGUUUAGGGAGUGUGGAGGCUCCAAGUGUGUGCACGGUCUGGUCCAGUACAUGGACAGUCGGCACCAGGCACUCGGCAUCAUUCGUGAGCUGAUCCUGGCCUCGGGAGGUGAGGAUGACAUGGCCACACUGCUGGGGAUGAUGCACUCAGCUCCCCCCGCCUCUCUCACUCUCAAGUCUCACAUACUCAAGUCGCUGCUGAUGUGCCUGAAGGAAAGCCACCGCACUCGCACUGUGUUCCGCAAAGUGGGAGGUUUUGUGUACGUCAUGAGUGUGCUGGUGUCUAUGGAAGGGUGUUUGAAGGAGAACCCUGUCCCACCUUGGGACUCUGUCCCACUGUCACAAACUCUCAGUCUGCUGCACACAGUGUUCAACACUAUUACUGUUGCAAUGCGCUUCGAGCCUGCUAACGCCAAGUUUUUUCAUUUGGAGAUUUGCAUGACAAGUCUCUGCGACACAUUACGACUUCUUGGGUGUUUCUCUCUACGAACUGAGAUUGAUGAUAGUGAAGGAUCUUGCACAUCUUCCAAGGAAGAGGAACUUUUCCACGGUAUCUUUACUGGAAAUGUUCUAGAACCAACGAUUCCGGAAAACAUUCCUCUACAACUUGCAUACGCAUGUCUAGUGAUGAGGAUGCUUUACAACAUUGCCCUAGACAGUUAUGACAAACCCAAUCAGAACAUUGUGUCAUUCAAGUCACCCUCUCACAGAAGACAGAAUAUUGAGAGUCAAAGAUCGCUAGAGUCUCCAUCUUCAGGUCGCAGGAUCAACUCUCUGAACCUGACACCGCCAGCUCCAGACCCUGUGGUAGUUCACUCUGGUGUUGUGGUAGCUAUGCUGCAACUUAUACCUUCCAUCCAGGACUUGGAGGAAACACAGCAAUCUUUGACUCUGCAAGUUUACAUGACAGAAGUUGUCAAGUCAUUAGUUCGCAGUGAACGAAACCAACAGGUAAUGUGCGAUACUGGUCAGCCUUGUCAACUGCUAGUGGUCGGUCACAAGGCCCUAGAGCAGGAGACUCACCCUCUACACCCUCCACUACAGUACAUGCUGGAGAGACUUGCUACACAAAGUCUGGAACCUAAGGAUCUUAGAGAGUUCCUGAGGCUAGGUGACCCGCUGUGCUGUUUGCCUAUGGACUCGUUGUUCCUCUGCCACAACCGCAGUGCUGGAGGUCCUGUGCCUCUCACCAGAGUCAAGACACUAGUUUCCAUGACCACACCCAGGUCCCAGGCCCAGGGCAGUGCUCCUCAGCCCCCGUUCGUGGAGCUAGACAUGGGGGCGGAGGGGUUCGGGUGUCUGUAUUUGCCUUCUGUAGCGCCCCAGAGUCCCACCGGCCCCAGUGUGGUCAAUGUGGCGACCCUCACUGCUCCUGACACUAAUGUUGUGGGUGGCAUCGGCUCAGGAGACCGUAUAUUCCCACCACAGACAGGCCUGAGCUACUCCACGUGGAUAUGUGUGGAGAGGUUCAGUGAUCCCCGCAGUGACCCUCACUGUGUGCGUCUGUUGACUCUAGUGCGCAACCUUCACUCAGCCAGGGACGACCAUCUCAUCUGUCUGGCUGUCUUGCUGUCUGCUAGAGACAAGGCUAUCAUUAUCACUACACAAGAGACUCCACUGAGCCAUACCAGUGCAGACUGGGAGCCAGAGGGAACGGGAGACUCCUGUGCCAGGGUCUGGUGUCCUGACUUGCUACAGGAGGGUCAGUGGCAUCACAUUGUGUUAGUCCUCAACAGAGCUGUCCUGAAAAACUCUUCCUUCUCAAUCUAUGUUGACUCUCAACUCAUCACUACCCAGAAGUUGCACUACAUAUCCCAGAACCCUGGUGGUGGAGCUGCCAACCUGACGGUAGCAUCAUCAGUAUAUGGUUACAUCGGCACUCCUCCACAGUGGCGUCGCUACUCUCGUCUCUGUUGGAAGCAAGGUCCAUGCCACUUGCUGGAGGAGGUGCUAAGUCCUCAUAUCAUCAGCGCCAUCUACCAGCGAGGACCUCACUAUCUUGGCAGUCUACAGGCCACUCAGGUUAAUGGGUUGCCAGCACUAGUAGCUGAAGAGAAGGUUGUGUUUGGACUCAAUGCUAAAGCUGUUACUCACCUCACUCUGGCCAAAAUACGCAAAGUUUACAGUCGAGUUGAUAACAAGUCAAUCGCCAAACAGCUGGGGAUGUCUUCUCAUGAGAAUGCCACCCCUAUCCGAGUACUGCACAACUCCGCAGGUCACUUGAGUGGGCCUGCUCGUAGUCUGGGAGGUGUGGUGGUCGGCUACCUCGGUGUCCGAGUCUUUACCCCUAAACCUGUCACAAAGAUGAUAGAAAAUGUUGGCGGCUGCUCAGUGCUGUUAGGUCUGAUUGCCAUGGCCCAAGAUGUGGAGAGUCUGUAUGCUGGAGUGAAGGCUCUUGUGUGUGUUGUGAGAGGCAAUCGCAGUGUACAGCAAGAGAUGGAUCGCCGCAGAGGCUACCAGACUCUAGCCAUGCUACUGCGCAAGAAGCGAUCUCUUCUCAAUUCCCACAUUCUUCACUUGGCCUUCAGUCUUGUGGGAACUGUGGACUCAGGACGGGAGAGCUCCUCCAUUCCUCACCCUGUCAGCUUUCAGGACUUAUUGUGUGACCUUGAGGUUUGGCAUGGAGCUCCUGGAGAGUUGCAGAGAUCUUUGCUGGAACACCUUUAUGAGCUAGUGACAGAGUCUAGUGAGAAGCGGCACAACCUCAACACCAUGCGGGAAAUGCAACUAGUUGGAAGACUGCUGAGAGUGCUGCCUGAAGUGACUAGCCCAGCCACCAGGCAGGUGUUGCUAGCACUUCUUGGUGCUGUUCUGGCUGGGCAACCCUUAGCACAAGACCUUCUUGCUUUUGGGCAGUUCAUCACAGCCACUCUACCCAGCAAUGCGGUGAGUGAGCGAGACAUUGUGCUGCAGGAGUGCUCACCUCGUAGUCGUCAGCCCAGCAUGGAGCUGAGUGAGGUGGAUGUACCUCCCGACACUGCCAACUGGAUACUGCUGCGGAACAGAUGUCUGCAGCUGCUGCAUUCCUUGCUGUUUACACCCAGGAACACAGUAAACACUGCUUUCUGUGAGGAGGUGGUGUGUGUGCUGGGGAUGGAUUGGUCGCUGUUGUUCAUGCAAGGUCAUCUUCACCCCUCCACUGUUGUCUGGGGACUAAGAGUGUUGGUAGUGCUGGCCUCCAUACCCUCCCUUAUGGCCAAAUUCAGAGAAGGCUCCAACAACGGGGGAUGGCUCCAGGACACAGAGCUCGUCUUGCACAACAAACUUGGAGUUGUGUUAGGUUACCAGCUGGGGACAUCUGUACCCAAGGCACAGCCCCAGGUACACAGUGAAGCCCUCUGUGUUCCCGGGUUUCAACACCUGGCCUACCUACUCACUCAGCACAUUGACAUUGCUCAGGUCUACUUCCUGCUGAUGGCUCUGAUGAUGGGUCAGCCUGUCAAACUGUUGCCAGCUGAUCCUAAGCUGGACCUGGACAAUGUGUGGAACUUCAUGUUUGGUAUCCCUGCUAGUCAGUCCGUGACAGCCCUCAGUGGCAGAGUGACUCUGUGUCCCCAGGCUGUCACGGUGUUGCUAGCCAUGGUCCACACCAUGCUUAGUCAGGACUACAAAAGUCCUGAGAGUCUACCAGAGUGGCUAAGAGACUACCCUGUGACCAUCAUACAGUUCCUGUUCUUCCUCUACCACAACAUGGCUGAGCUGAUGCCUGUGCUGAUGAGUGCUGAGGUGCUGAAUGCUCUGGCUCAGACAUUGUUCCCUCCACCUCGCAGCCAAGUGUCUACCCCAGCUGAUGAUGUGAGCUUAUCAACUUUCUCGUUGGAUGGAGCAAUUGUACGUUCACCAUCCAAGGACAGUAUGCUAAACAAUCACCCAGCCCGCAGAUUUGUAAUGGACUUCCUCAGGGUUAUAGUUGUGGAUUCCUUAUCUUUGCCUGUCAACGCUAAAGUCACCCCUGCUAUUGACUUGGUCUUGGAGGCAGCACCAGAAGGGUCCACAGUAAGUCAACAAGCCAGGUUCCAGACUGAAGUUCUAUCCACACUGAUGGAACAUCUGUUGGCAGCCGACGUUCUGAUAGGAGAACAGGCAGCACUGCCAGUGGUGGCUGGUGGAAACGCUGCUAACAUAACACCCAACGUUUGCUACCUCACUGCCAGGAUUGUAGACAAACUGUGGCAAGGGAUGCUGCUCAAGGACCCACAUGAAGUGCUAGACUUUACUCUGAAGCUCAUAGCUCAAGCCAAGCGCCGCCCCGCCUCUGUACCUCUGGAAGGACUCUACCAUUGUCUCAACCGCACCAUACUGUUCCUACUAUCAAGAGGUACCGACUCCAUUGCUGAUCAGAUGCCUGUGUUGGAGACUCUACACAAACUGACUAACCACAGGGGCCUUGUGUUUGGAGCAGGAAACCACGAAUUGGACUUUAUUGGAUGCCUUACAUACUGCCUCUUACAGUUAACUAGUGAUCAAAAAAUUAUGUUAGACUCCAAUGCCAAGACAACGUGGCACGUGAACCCCAACGAGGACACUGAGGAGCUGACAGCCAAGCAAGGACACAACCUGAUGGCUGUGGCUGCUAAACGAGUCUGGGAAGAGCUCUAUGUCUCUAAGAAACCUGCCAUUGAGGAGGUGUUCAAGAUGACACUGUCCAACAGCAAGGCCCCAGAGCUGAGUCUAGUGAGGGAGCAUAUACAGGAGGCUGCCACCAAAUUGUGGCUCAACUAUGUGGAGUCAGAACGCAAGGCUAGUUACAGGAACCCCUGGGAACUGCACAACCAGAUACAAUCUAAAAUACAGAAGGUGACUGGUGGACUUACUCGACUGGCGAGCAGAACCAAGGUGAAGAAAGAAGAGACUAUUAAGAUUCGUCCGCUACUGACAGGACCAGAGAUUGAAGUGUGUACCCUGAUACAUGUGUCACUGGUCAAGGAGUUGGUAGAACUGCAGAACAAGACUUACAUACAGAGUCAACAACACAUGCAGAGAUACAUCCUGGAGGAAUGGCUGCAGACUGAGACUGAGCUGACCAGAGAGAGAGGGCUGUGGGGGCCAGAGACACCUAGCAGGCUUGAUAAGUGGAUGCUGGACAUGACCGAAGGACCUAGCAGGAUGCGAAAGAAAAUGAAAAAGAAUGACUUGUUCUACCUUCACUACCCUUACAGACCUGAGCUGGACUCUGGGGACAAUAAGUCACUCAAGUACAAGGUGGCCUCCAGCUGGGACAGCAAGGAGUGGUAUCACAAGUAUCGUCCGACCAGUCUGCUGGACCGCGAGUUUGUCCCGGACCCCACCCCAGACUCUGCCUCCUCCCACUCCCAGGUGCAUGACCCGGACCAUGACGACAACGCAGCAGUGGCAGUGGGUAUCCAAGACAUGAGCAGUGCGCUGCGACGGGCAGUGAAGAGAUCAGUGUCAGAACCUGAGGACGCUGGAGAUGAGACGGAGGGUGAAAGUGGAGCCAACGAGGAAGAAUCUGCUCCCGACAACCAGUCUAUAUUGCGCAGGCUGGAGGAGAAUGAGAAGAUCAGCCACAUGUUCCGGUGUGCACGUAUCCAAGGGCUGGACACAGUGGAGGGUCUGCUGUUGUUUGGCAAGGAACAUCUCUAUGUGGUGGAUGGCUUUACAUUACUCAAGAAUCAGAUACGAGACAUAGAGUCGCUGCCUCUCGAGUGUCACGACCCCAUCCUGCCUUCGUCUGGAGCUCCUCGACAAAGCGCCACUAAAAAACAGUGCUCCAAAUUUGCUUACGAUGAUAUCAGAGAAGUACACAAAAGAAGAUACUUACUUCAGCCAAUGGCCCUGGAAGUUUUUUCAGGAGAUGGCAGAAAUUAUCUUUUGGCUUUUCCUCGCAAAGUUCGCAACAAGGUGUAUCAAAGGUUCAUGGCGUUUGCCACUGGUAUAGCGGACAGUGCCCAGCAGUCAGUCGCAGGCCAGAAGCGCACAGCCAAUGUGGAGCAAGGCGCUGGUCUACUUUCCAACCUCAUCGGUGACACCUCCGUUACACAGCGCUGGGUGAGAGGAGAGAUAUCCAACUUCCAGUACCUGAUGCACCUGAACACUCUGGCUGGUCGCAGUUACAAUGAUCUGAUGCAGUAUCCAGUGUUUCCGUGGAUCCUGGCAGACUAUGACUCUGACCAGCUAGACCUCUCCCACCCUUCCACCUUCCGAGACUUCUCUAAACCUAUGGGUGCUCAGAGCCCUGACCGACUCGAGCAAUUUAAGAAAAGAUACAAAGAGUGGGAUGAUCCACAUGGAGAGACACCCCCGUACCAUUAUGGCACUCACUACUCCUCUGCGAUGAUUGUUUGCUCCUACCUUGUUCGCAUGGAGCCAUUCACCCAACACUUUCUUAGGCUUCAGGGAGGCCACUUCGACUUGGCAGAUCGCAUGUUCAACAGUGUGAGAGAGGCGUGGUUAUCUGCAUCAAGACAUAACAUGGCUGACGUCAAAGAACUUAUCCCAGAAUUCUUUUACUUACCAGAGUUCCUUGUCAAUGCAAAUAACUUUGAUUUAGGUUGUAAGCAGAAUGGAGUGCAGCUAGGAGACGUGGUGUUGCCUCCUUGGGCCAAGGAGGACCCGAGGGAGUUUAUUCGAGGUCACCGAGCAGCCCUGGAGUGUGACUACGUCAGUCAACACCUACAUGAAUGGAUUGACCUCAUCUUUGGAUACAAACAGCAGGGCCAGCCCGCAGUGGACAGUGUCAACCUAUUCCACCAUCUCUUCUACGAGGGCAAUGUUGAUAUUUACAGCAUUGAUGAUCCACUCAAGAAAAAUGCCACCAUUGGGUUUAUCAACAACUUUGGUCAGAUUCCCAAACAGCUGUUCAAGAAGCCUCACCCAGCCAAGCGGUUAGGUCAGCGCAGCUCCAUGUUGGACAUGCACGCCACUCCUCUGGCCUCCCCUCUCCCCCCUGCUGAGAGACUGUUCUAUCACAACCUGGACAACCUCAGACCCUCCCUGCAGCCCAUCAAAGAACUGAAAGGCCCAGUAGGACAGAUCCUACAGUAUGAGAAGACAGUGCAGGCAGUAGAGCAGAACAAGGUACUGGUGCCUCCGACGUACUCCCGCUACGUGGCCUGGGGGUUUGCUGACCACAGUCUGCGCAUCGGCAGCUACGACAGUGACAAGGCCGCCAUGGUGUGUGAGGAGGUAAUGCAGGGCAGCGGCGAAGUGGUGGCUUGUGUCUGUCCUAGUAGCAAGAUCAUUGUAACUGCAGGAACUAGCUCGGUUGUUACAAUGUGGGAGUAUUCUCACAAACAGCUACAGGUGCUGCAGUAUCUGUAUGGCCACAACGACGCAGUUACAUGUCUCACCUGCAGCCCUGCCUACAAUGUCAUAGUCUCAGGUUCUCGAGACGCUACUGCUAUCGUCUGGGAUCUGUCUCGUAGGAUAUUUGUAAGGCAGCUACGCAAUCAUGCCGCCCCCAUAGCUGCAGUUGCAGUCAAUGAUCUCACUGGAGACAUUGCAACAUGUGCCGGCACUUGGCUGCAUCUGUGGAGCAUCAACGGAGACGAACUGUCCUGUGUCAACACUUGUGUGGGCCGAGCUGACAGAAUGCAGCAGAUACUGUGUGUGGCGUUCUCCCAGUGUAGAGAGUGGGACAGUCAGAACGUAGUGAUGACAGGCUCUACUGACGGUGUAGUCAGGAUGUGGUCAGUGGAGUAUGUACAAGUACCUAAGGAGGAGAGUAGUUCACCACUUCAGGAAGAGGAAAAAGACAGAGAGAAGGAGAGAAGAGAAGUAACUGAAGGAGAAGAAGAAGGGCCCAAGCAGAGAGUGCACAAACAGAUGGUCAAACAGAUGAGCAUAUCUGCAGAGUUCACUGCCACAGAGGAAGGAAAGUUAGUUGCCAAAAGUGGUUCAGAAAGUAGUUUAUCAGAAGAUGGAAAUGAAAACAAGAAGAAAAAAGAAAAGCGUAAAAAGAGUAAAAAGGAGCCCGAUGUCCAAUCUGAAGAGAAAGAGCUAUGUAGUGAUGAAGACAAGGAGCUUACUACUGUACCUGUGGUGAGGAGGCGUAGAUCUUCUACUCGCACAAACCCUCAGUUCCGCAAGUCGGAGUGUGCCCCUGCGCGGCCGCUGGGGCUGGUGGAGAGGGAGAGCAAGGAUGAGGCUGGUGGUCUCAGACCCAGCAAGUCAGACACCAGCCUUACAGACAGCUUUGUCGUGGUCACAGCUGACGGGGAAGCUAAGGAUGAGGAGCCAGCCCCUGUACCUCCUCUAAGACGCAACCGCAUCAACAACCACCACACUCUGCGACAAGGGUUUGUGUGGCAGAGACAAUUAGUGUUCCGCAGUAAACUGACGAUGCACACUGCCUACGACCGCAAAGACAAUGCUGAGCCAGCCUCCAUAACUGCCCUAGCUGUUUCCAGGGACCAUCGCACUGUGUAUGUUGGUGACACGAGAGGUCGAGUGUUCUCUUGGAGUGUGACUGACCAGCCAGGUCGCGGGGUCGCUGACCAUUGGCUCAAGGACGAGGGUGCUGAGGGCUGCGCUAGCUGUAAUGUUCGCUUCUCCAUCUACGAGCGACGCCACCAUUGUCGAAACUGUGGCAAUGUCUUUUGUUCCAAGUGCAGCAGGUUUGAGUCAGAGAUAUCUCGGCUGAGAAUACUGAAGCCUGUGAGAGUGUGUCAGGGCUGUCACGCCUCUCUACGCAAGGACUCCUAAACUCACCUGAUUUCAUCCCAAAGACUCGUUGUGUGUUGUGACUUUUAGCUGCAGUAUUUAAUAUUUAGUUAGUCUACAGCUUUGUGUAUGUACUUUUAGAGUUGACAAUAACAUUAUGUUAUUGAGACUUGCCUGCAUAUCCACUAACCGGUAUAGCACCACAUCUGAGAAACGUGUAAUUCAGGAAUGUGGUUUGUUACACGCUGUGCAUCUUCUAUUCCGUACAUGAUUAACAUGCAAGUGGUUUGUUGUGGAUAAAACUCCUCCCACAGUUUUUAACUGGUUUUAAAAAUGUUGGGAGUAGUUAGAUAGAGUUCAAUGUAAGGUUUUUUUGUUUUUUGCCAACUUUUUAAGUGUGGCUAAAGGAAAUAUCAGUAACUCCUUUAAAGUUGAAGUAAGUUAUAAUUGAGUUGGAAUUAGUUGAUUACAGUAAAGACAUUCAAAGUAUUUGGCUUAUCAGCUGCAUGUCACAAUGGGGAGAUAUUGUUAUUCAGGCUUGUUGCUCUUGUUCUAGGAUCAUUAUUCUUGAUUAGAAUAAUAAUCGUUUCCUGGACCCAACUGUCCCAGACCAUUUGGCUUCAAAUAAAUGCUCCUGAAAAGUAGAAGCAGCUGAUUUUAGUCAGUAACAAAGCUACACAGAUCACCUCAAUAUAUUCUAGACUCACCCUGCGCUCUUUUUCAAACACGCUCAAAUGGAAUUCAAACUAGGAACAUUCUAUUCACUAUUUCCAGUCAAUUGUGAAUGUCUAAUUAAGUAGCCUCAUUAAAAUAUGUGUAGCUUACUUAAUACAACAAAAUUUCAACAUUUAGAGUUUAUUUUUUUUUAUUUUUAGAAAAAUCAUAUUUUCCUAACCAUGUGCCUGUCUAUAACAUGUUUCACAACAUCUUGUCGUUUUUUGUAAGAUCAAACAUUGAUUUGACCAAAUAAAUCUAUUAUCACAUUAUAGGAUGGUUAUUGCUGUCAUAUUUAUACUUGUAGAUUACUCAAAGGUGGUUAUGUAGGCAAGGCUAACUCGUAUGUUGCAUUGCUUAGUGCAUUAUUAUAAUUAAUUAUCAAAUGUUACCAUUUGUUUUGUGAUUUUUUUUUAAAUCUGGAAUUGUAGUAUUAAAGAAGCAAAAAAUUUGUAUUUUAAUGGCAUUUGUUCAAAUGGAGUGUAAAGUUUGUUUUGUUUGUUGUUUUUAUAUUUUUUACUUGUAUUUGAUCAUUUUAUACAAUAUUUGUACAGUUUCAAUUUUAUAUAUUUUUUUUAUAUAUCAAAUUAUUGUUUGUAGUAAGUUUGUAAUUAUGUUAGUACAUGUGUUCUCAUAAUAAGCUUGUGCUAUAUUUCAGUUACAGUCUAACCUCGGUAUAACAAAUCUUAAGGGGCCAGACUAAAUAUUUGUUACAUCAAUGAUUUCAUUAAAACAAAACUGGUUAUAUAGAGGUUAGGCUUGAAGUCGAGGUUCACAAACAGCAUUGGUCAACGUAGGUCAAGGUUUGAAGUCAUCAAAACACAAUUAAAGUAGCAUAGGCUACUAUAUUGUAAAGUAGAACCUCGAUUAUCCAAGAGAAUAGCGGGGAGUGAGACCAUGGUUAAUAAAAACCACAGUACAAUAAAAAAUCUUUUGCCGCACCCUGUAGUAUAGCGCACAGCAGACAAUGUGUAAAACGGAGCAGACGAUUGUCAGCGCAAGUGUUUUGAAGUCAGCUUUCUGCUUAAUUUUCAUCAAAGGA